CUGAUCUGCACAACUUCACCAGGUGGAGAAAUGGCCUCAGAAAACAGGGAAGUUGUCGCUCUGGGUCGACCUUUCACCCUAGGAAUGCUCUAUGAUGCUCGGAAAGAUGCAGUGAUCCCAGGUUUGAAAUUGUGGGAUGAGAAAACUCUACAACAGAAAACAGUUGAAAUCUCUCAGCAGAGCAGUGCAUUUGAAAUUUCUUCAUCCGACUCCAUUGAUGAAAAGUCCUCUCUGCUGGAUGUUAACACUUCUCUGAAGGCCAGUUUCUUGAGUGGACUGAUUGAAGUCGGAGGAUCUGCCAAGUAUCUGAACGAUAAGAAAAAAUUCAAGAAUCAGAGCAGAGUGACGUGUCAGUGCAAAACGACCAUCAACUUCAAAGAGCUGUUGAUGACUGACCUUAUGACGAUGGACACCCAACAGCUAGAUGUCAUUAAGAAGAGCACCGCAACACAUGUGGUCACCGGGAUCCUGUACGGGGCAAAUGCUUUCUUUGUGUUUGACAGUGACAAGUUAGAAGCCAGCAAGGUUCAGAACGUCCAGGGCAGCAUGGAAGCUGUGAUAAAGAAGAUCCCCUCAUUGGAUAAUGAGGGAAAAACUGAAAUAAAGCUGACUAAUGAAGAAAAAGACCUGACCAAGAAAUUCUACUGCAAAUUCUUCGGAGACUUCAUUCUUGAAAGCAACCCUACAACAUUUGAAGAGGCAGUGAAGCUUUAUGCACAACUUCCACAGCUACUGGGAGAAAAAGGAGAGAAAGCUGUUCCACUGAAGGUCUGGCUGAUGCCCCUGAAGAAUUUGGACACUAAAGCUGCUGAGCUCUCAAGAGAGAUCACUGAUGGACUCGUGAGGAAGAUGGCGCAUGCUCUAGAAAAUUUAAGGGAAAUAGAAAUGAGGUGCAACGAUUCCCUGGAAGACAGAGUGGUACAGCAUUUUCCACAGAUUCAAGAACAGUUUGGCAGUUUCAAAAAAUUGUGUAAUUAUUAUACAGCUAAUCUCCAGAAGACCAUGGCGAAGAAACUUCCUUCCAUCCGUGAUGGUAAAGAAGACGAGAGCUCAGUAGAAGAACUCUUUGAAGACCGAGACAAGUCGCCAUUCAGUCGUGAAAAACUGAGCGAGUGGCUGGAUGACAAAGACAGAGAAAUCAAUGUCAUCAGAUCCUGUGUAGAUACCAUGGAGGGAAUAAAGAUUGUCCGAAAUCAGUCAGAGCUGGACAGAGAGGUUCUUGCUCCAAGCGUAGAGAAUGCUCUGUGCUUUGUUUUCACCUCCCUGAAGAGUGCCGACCCCUGCCUUGAUGAGAUGGCCAAAUUCUUGGACUCAGGUAGCAAAUCAGACAGUACCAAAGAAGAGCCAUGGUACUUCUCAGACGAGGUCUUCGCCAACAUGAGAAGAAAAGCCACAUGGUUUAGUUUUUCUGCAGCAGCACAGAAGAACAACAGCACAUUGCGUUACUUUGUGGGAAGCAUUGCAAAUGAGAACUACACAGGAGCAACCAUCUACCAUUACCAUAAGGGCGUUCUUCAAACGGACGAUUUUUCAAAGCCUGACUCCCCUGAUGUGGAGACCAUCACUGACAGAAGAGAUUUGAUCUGGUAUGCCACUGAUCUCACCCUGGACCCAAACACUGCAAACGGCUACCUCACUCUGUCUGAGGGAGACAAGAAGGCAACAAAUGGAGAACUGCAGUCAUACCCUGCUCACCCAGAGAGGUUCGAUACACAUCCUCAGGUGAUGUGCAAAGAGAGCUUAACUGGCCGCCAUUACUGGGAGGUAGAGUGGAGUACUACUCAUAAAGACUGCAUUUAUGUCGGUGUUGCAUACAAGAAAAUUGAAAGAGGAUCAGGCAAACCAGAGAGUGAGCUUGGACAAAAUACUGUGUCAUGGGCUUUUGGUCAAUAUUUAUCAUUUACAAAACACGUUCUUAGGGCGUAUCGUAAUGGUUUAGUGUGGGAAAGUCCUCUGCCCUCUGAUGGCUUCGACAAAGUCGGGGUGUAUCUCGACUGGCAUAAUGGCACCCUGUCCUUCUACAGAGUCUUUGGCAACACUGUGAGGCACCUCUACACCUUUCAAACCAUAUUCACUGAGCCUGUUUACCCAGGCCUCGGCGUAAAGAGGAAAUCCAGUCAUGCGUACCUGUGUCCAGUUGAGUAA
Molecule: messenger RNA, 2145 nt
Organism: Epinephelus moara (kelp grouper)
Lineage: Eukaryota; Metazoa; Chordata; Actinopteri; Perciformes; Serranidae
Product: neoverrucotoxin subunit beta-like
Exons: 4
Coding region: 31-2145 (704 amino acids)
Molecular function (GO): protein binding
Source: RefSeq, a predicted model, not a curated record